GCAAACACCUCGCGCAUCGUCGCGAGCAUUUUCGAAUAAAUUUCUGUUCAGGAUCGGAGCACGAGGAAUUUCCGCGGAAAUCAUCCGCGUGUCUAUAGCACUUUUGUGGAAGUGAAACUGCCUCUGACAUUCGAAAAGAUUAUCACACGAGAGCGUCGAAAAUGUUCCGCAACUUCGUCAAUAUUACAAGCAAAUACAAAGUCCUCCGCGGCAUGAUAUCGUAUGGCACCCUCUGGCCCUGUGGCUCCCUCAUCGAACAGACCAUGAUCGAGAAGAAGACAUUCCGAACGUACGACUGGAUGAAGUGUCUCAGGUUCAGUUUAUUCGGCUUCUUCUUCAUGGGGCCCACCAUUUAUGUGUGGAUCAGAUUGGCGGGCGUUAUGUGGCCGCGUACCGACAUUAAGUCAUCGCUCUGCAAGGCGAUCACCGAGCAGACCGCCUACGAUCCGAUGGCCAUCAGCUCGUUCCUCUUCUUCAUGACCUUGAUGGAGGGCAACUCGUACGCGGAGGCCAAGCGGGAGGUCAGCGAUAAAUUCCUGGACGCCUACAAGGUGGGCGUUAUUUAUUGGCCCUGCGUGCAGACGGUGAACUUCGCCUUCGUGCCGGCGCGAAACCAGGUCGUGUUUACCUCCUUCUUCAGCAUGUGCUGGACCACCUUCCUGGCCUACGUCAAGUUCCUGCAGCUGCAUCCCCCCGUGGAUGUGGACCACCACGCCCUGGACAUCCACUUCCUGGAGAUGUGAUUCUGGGUCGGACCCGCCACUAGUUGCCCCGAAAUGCGAUGGCACCGAAAGCACGCCCUUGGCCGGAGCUAAUGACAUGUCAUUUCUUUUGUAUAUAUUUAUUAUUAUUUAUUUUUUCCUGAUAAAUAAGUUUAGAUAAGUUGGUAGUUGGUGCUUUUCUCAGCACUGAAUUGCAGUUGGGCGUUUAGAAAUAAAAACGGGGGACGACUCUUGACAGUUCGAGAGAUCUUCAAAA
Molecule: messenger RNA, 978 nt
Organism: Drosophila erecta
Lineage: Eukaryota; Metazoa; Arthropoda; Insecta; Diptera; Drosophilidae
Product: mpv17-like protein
Exons: 4
Coding region: 162-743 (193 amino acids)
Cellular component (GO): cytoplasm; membrane
Source: RefSeq, a predicted model, not a curated record